Messenger RNA from Helianthus annuus (common sunflower), 1805 nucleotides. RefSeq names its product L-ascorbate oxidase homolog. NCBI's taxonomy places the organism in Eukaryota, Viridiplantae, Streptophyta, Magnoliopsida, Asterales, Asteraceae. The record is from RefSeq and is a predicted model, not a curated record. The coding region runs from base 1 to 1665 and encodes 554 amino acids. The transcript has a single exon. Gene Ontology annotation, molecular function: oxidoreductase activity; copper ion binding.
AUGGACACCCGAAAGUUUGGUUUUUUCGUUGUGCUAUGCAUUUUAAUAACACUAACGAAGGCGGAAGAUCCUUAUCACUUUUUUGAAUGGAAGGUCACAUAUGGCACAAUGUCGCCUUUAGGGGUCCCACAACAGGUUAUUCUGAUCAACGACAAGUUUCCUGGGCCCCCGAUUAAUUGCACAAGUAACAACAAUAUUGUCGUCAAUGUUUUUAAUAACCUUGACGAGCCGUUUCUUCUUACAUGGAACGGUGUUCAACACCGGAAAAAUUCAUGGGUAGAUGGGACACCCGGGACUAUGUGUCCAAUCCAACCAGGAACCAACUUUACAUAUAAGUUUCAGGUCAAGGAUCAAAUUGGUAGUUAUUAUUAUUUCCCAACCACAGGCAUGCAUAAGGCAGCUGGUGGUAUGGGUAUUAUCCAAGUGCACAGUCGACCGCUGAUCCCGGUCCCCUUUGAUAACCCGGCUGACGAGUUUGCGGUUUUUGUUGGAGAUUGGUUUAACAAGGGUCAUAAGGCAUUGAAGACCCUCCUUGAUGGCGGGAAGUCUAUCGGUCAUCCUGAUGGAAUCCACAUCAAUGGCAAGUCGGCUCAGGUUGGUGCACCGGCUGAACCGUCAUGGACCUUUGAGGCCGGAAAGACAUACAGGUUUAGGGUUUGUAACGUCGGGAUGAGGACCUCGGUUAAUUUCAGGUUCCAGAACCAUGACAUGAGGUUGGUCGAGGUCGAAGGAUCUCACCUUAUGCAAAACGAUUACAUGGCAAUGGACCUUCAUGUCGGCCAAUGUAUGUCAGUUUUGGUAACUGCUGAUCAACCACCGAAGGAUUAUUACUUAGUUGUGUCGAGUCGGUUCACCAAGCAGGUACAAUCCACUGUCGCCACCAUCCGCUACGCAGGAAGCAAUACCCCUCCAUCGCAAGAGCUUCCACCACCUCCGCCAGAGAAGACUGCCGGAGUUGCAUGGUCAAUGAACCAGUUUAGAUCAUUCAGAUGGAACUUGACUGCGAGUGCAGCCCGUCCCAACCCACAAGGGUCUUACCACUAUGGUCAGAUUAACAUCACCCGCACCAUCAAGCUGGCCAAUAGUCGGAACUACAUCGAUGGCAAGCUAAGGUUCGCCCUCAACGGUGUCUCCCACGUUGACCCCAAGACUCCUCUGAAACUCUUGGAGUACUUUGGUGUCGCUGACAAAGAAUUCAAAUAUGACAUCAUCGGCGACGAACCACCACCGGAUAUCGAAAAGAACGUUAAGAUCGCCCCAAUCGUCUUGAAUGCAACAUACCGUAACUUCGUGGAGAUCAUAUUUGAGAACCAUGAGAACACCAUGCAAACUUACCAUUUUGACGGGUACUCAUUCUUCGCAGUGGCAACAGAGGCGGGGAAAUGGAGCCCAGAGAAGAGGAAGAACUACAACCUUGAAGACGCAAUCAGCCGACACAAUGUGGCGGUGUUCCCAGGGUGUUGGGCAGCAAUAAUGCUCACCCUCGAUAACUGCGGUAUGUGGAGCUUGAGAUCAGAGAUGUGGGAGCGAUUUUACUUGGGACAACAGUUGUACGUCAGCGUACUCUCGCCAGAGCGUUCCAACAGAGAUGAGUACAGUCUGCAGAAUACCACACAACUUUGCGGUAUCGUGACAAAUUUGCCCAAACCACCAGACUACGUUUAGAUUCGACUUUUUCUGUAAGUAAUUAAUUAAGUUUUCGUCCAUUUUUGUGUGGCAUUGUUGAAUACAGUUGUAAAUUUGUAAUCAUCCCUCCAUUCCAUCACAAAUCAAAUACUUUUUUUUCUUUUUUGUUGAUAAAGAUG